Messenger RNA from Amphimedon queenslandica, 612 nucleotides. RefSeq lists its product as uncharacterized. The record is from RefSeq and is a predicted model, not a curated record. The coding region runs from base 43 to 501 and encodes 152 amino acids. The transcript is spliced from 3 exons. Lineage: Eukaryota; Metazoa; Porifera; Demospongiae; Haplosclerida; Niphatidae.
UUUCUAUUAUAGUUUGAUGUUGCUCUUGAGGACAUAUUCUUCAUGUGUCCUCCUGAGAAUGCUGAAGAAAGAGCUGCUAGAAGAAGUGGAGAAGGAGAUCAAAGUGACCAAUACAUCAAUCUCUUCACUGUGGGACCAAUCACGGAAGAAUCUAGAAAAGUUACUGUUAAUCUGUUGUUAGAAAGGUUCAAUACUGCAUCUGACAUUGCUAAGAAGUGUCUUAUGCUGGCAGUUAGGCCUCUACUGAUCAAUGGGGUAGAUGUGAGGAGUCAGUUUCUACGUUACAUACCACCAAAAGAUCUUUUUGAGCCAAUAGAAGAUGAAGAGGGUCCCAUUGCAGAAGAGCAGCAAUCAUCCAUUAGAACUAUCCUUGAUUUAAGGAAAGCAAUAGGAGAGGCUUCUUUUAUUAAAGUCGGUGACGAUGAAGGACUAACUUGUUAUUGUGGGGACAUUGAGUGUGUCAUAGAAAUGAAACUAUACAGAUACACUAGAGCAAAUUGAUCUUGAAUAUGUAUCCAACUAUCCAUCAUUAAUUUUAGUGAUUAUCUCCAUCAUAACUCACAGACUGUUUCUUAUGUAGAUGAAUGCUGGUUUUAAACAAAGUACACACAU